Messenger RNA from Thunnus maccoyii (southern bluefin tuna), 3585 nucleotides. RefSeq names its product family with sequence similarity 83 member B (gene sack1b). Gene Ontology annotation, biological process: epidermal growth factor receptor signaling pathway. The transcript is spliced from 5 exons. Gene Ontology annotation, cellular component: cytoplasm; membrane. Lineage: Eukaryota; Metazoa; Chordata; Actinopteri; Scombriformes; Scombridae. Bases 75 to 2819 code for a protein of 914 amino acids. The record is from RefSeq and is a predicted model, not a curated record.
GAUAUUCUGGGAGCAGUCAAGAGGAUUUUCACAAAGUUCACACUCUUAAUGUCCAACUGAAACAGUCUGGAGCGAUGGAGUCUACACAGUUUUCCUCGCUGUCUUCCUUGAGGGGAGAGUUUAAAUUUGAGGAUUACAUCCAACCCCACUACAAGGAGUCAUAUCGCCUGGCGAUUGAUCGCCUGGUGACCGGCGGCAGAGACAGUUACCAUGAGUUCCUCAAGGGAGAACGUAUUGGGAGCUUCCUCUCUGAGGAAGAGCUUCUCUUUAUCACCACAAACGCAGAACAGCUCCCACCCCAAAAUCACACAGAGGAAAUCAAUGGCCCAUCAGACAGCCAGUCAUCCUCAGGGACGUACUGGCCCAUCCACUCGGAUGUGGACACGCCAGAUUUGGAUUUAGGGUGGCCAGAGGUCAUGCAUGAAAGACUGCAGACAAAUAUAGAUCUGCUCUUUCAUCCACCGAGACAAAACAACCCCACGAUCAAAGAGGUGAUCAGGAAGCAUAUUCAGGAUGCAAGACAGGUCGUUGCCAUUGUGAUGGACGCGUUCACUGAUAUAGACAUAUUCAAAGAAACUGUUGACGCCUCGAUACGAGGAGUUCCAGUCUAUGUGCUUUUGGCUGAUUCCCAGUUGAAAAAUUUCCUCACAAUGGCUGAAAAUCAAGAUGUAAAAAUUCAACAGCUCAGGAACAUGAGGGUGCGGACUGUGAAAGGUCAGGAUUACCUCUGUCGAUCAGGAGCUAAAUUUCAUGGUGCAAUGGAGCAGAGGUUUCUUUUAGUCGACUGCCACACAGCAAUCUAUGGCUCGUACAGCUUCAGUUGGUCAUUUGAAAAGAUCAAUCUGAGCAUGGUGCAGGUCAUCACAGGCCAUCUGGUGAAGUCCUACGAUGAGGAGUUUCGAACACUUUACGCCCGGUCGACUGUUCCAGCUGAACUGUGCCCCCCGGAGGCCUUGUUCCAACGCAAUGGGCCACAUGGACGCCAGAUUUUGCCAAACUGUGCCCAAAAAAUCGACCGAAGGGACCAGUUGAGGCACACGCUGGACACAGUCUAUCGAAAGACCUGUGAGAGGAAACUAGGCGCAAGAGACGUUGAAGAGAGGCUUUUUGAGGAAGAACUUAAUGAACUUGGGCCUUUGGUUGAGAAUGGGAUUGGUGUUCAGAACCAGUUGCCCCAGUUCCAGUCUGCAGAGACAACAAACUUCUUGAAAAGGCAUAGCUAUGCUGGGGAGAGACAAGAUGGAUGUAUCCCACAGGACAUCAGACCCAGAGCAAGCAACUGGAAUAUCUCUAGAGAUGCGGGAAAUGGGACAAACAACUACCCAAAAGACAAUUAUUUACAUGUGCCACAGAUCUACAGAGGUCAAAACAUGCGUCAGUCUUACAAUGGCAAUGACAAACAAGUUCUCUCCAUGCAGCAGAACAUGCCAACACUGGAGAAUACAUCCAAGUCAUUCAUGCGCACAUGGAGGAUCGAGUCUUACCUCAAAAACCCAGAUGUCCCGUUUGGAGACUCUUGUGACUAUUUAGACCAGUUUGAACCACUGGACAAAGCUAGCAGCUUCAUGCAGGCAAGAAUGAGGUCUUCCCUCGUUUUAAGGCCCACCAUACCAGAGCAAAUGGAGCCAAAUAGACACAUAAACAACACAUCCACUGGUGUUCGCACCUCAGCAGCACCAAACAUUCCUUUGCACUACUCAUCAAUGCAGUGGAAUCCAACCGCAACAGUUGAGAAUAGGAUAAAUAAUGAUGAAUUCAUGUUGAAAAGACAAAGUUUGCAGAUUUUGGAUGACACUUGGAAUAACACAAGCUACGGUCCAGGGAGGAACUCUUACCAGUCUGUAUACUCCAACCUAGGCAGAGCUAAAGGUGGGCAGAUGAUUACAAACCCUGACAUCCUGACAGACAGUUGGCACAAAAGGCACAGCGUGGCAGAUCCAAGAUCAAACUCAAGUCACAUGUAUGGAGCUUUUGCAAGGAUGCAAGUUAACAGAGGCACAGUAGGGAUCAAUGCACAGAAUGGAGGAUAUGGGUCAAAUCUGAAUGAGGAUCAGAGAUCUGUCUCUCAUUAUGAUGUUAAGAGCAUCACAGACACAAAGAACCCCACUACUCCCAGUUGGCAGGAGCCGCCAUCCAGGACUGUGUCUGCAGCAGUGCUGGGUGUGAAUAGCAGGGAUUUGACAGUUACAUCCAACAGCAUGGGCUCUGAGCAUUUUCUGAAGAAGAGUUCCAAGAAAAUAAAAUCCUUAUUGAACAUACCAGAGAAAAAACAGGAUUCAAUCAGAUACACGGACACACCAAGUCUAAAGUCAGAAGGCAGUACAGACACAAUAACAGCCGAGGAUGAGGAGAGGCUAUCAGACAGUGGAGGUAAACAUCACCAAAGCACAACCAACUCAGUUAGGUCUUCCUCGGAACACCAGAGGAACCAGUUACUAGAUGGUCUAAAGUAUUCAAAACCUCGAUUUAGAACUGAGGAGCACCAACAUCCACCACAGAUCUGUCCCUCCAAAAUAACAACACAGAGGAAGCCCACCGACAAAAGUGCAAGGCCUGGACUUGGCGAGAGAAGCUGGAGCAAAGACAAAGGAGCCGAGAAUCACUUGUACAGUAGAUUUGAGCCUCUCUACUCACUUGAAAAGAAACACCAACUGCGCUCUGCACACAGCUUUGGGUCUCAGCAGAAAACCAAAGGCUUUCCAGAAGGUGAGGCAGCUAUUGAACAUAAUCUCACCCGCAAUGCGAGAGGGCACCAUGAAAAUAAGCUGGAGAAAUUCAUUCAGAGGAUGGGAAAUCUCAUACACAAGAACAAGCAGUGACAACUGCUUUAGUACAAUGCAUGAAACAUCAUGUUGUCUACACAGGUCACUUAUUAAUGAUGCACAUUUGACUUGCAAUGUUUAUAUUUGUAUAUUUGGUCUUUGACACUGUGUUUACUUUGAAAAAUGUUUUUAGCAAACACUGUUUACAUUUUGACCGCUGCUCACUUUAUUGUGUACAGAUGCACUGAUGAAUACUAUUAAAAGGAGAAAAUGUUUUAUAAGAAUGCAUGCUGCAGACCUUUAAACUAUAUAACAUAAUCUUAAAAUACCACCUUCAACCACUUCCUAUAUGUCCUCUUCCACCAUUGACAAACUGAAGCAAUAAAUUCAAAUGCUGUCAACAAAUGUUGUUGAUGCAUUAAUUAGUAGUUGUGUCAAAAUGUCAGAUGUAAACAAUUUAUUGCUGUGAGUGUAGGUGUGUACACAUACCAAAGUGCUUUUGUUAUUAUGUUCAGAGGAUUAUUCUGCCUGAGUGGCAUGUCAAGUUAUGUCAUCAGCUUGCAAGCUACCGUAUUUCCUCAAAUAAAAGACAGUAUUCAAUUAAAAUACAUUAUAUUCUGAUAAUGGCAGGGGGUGUGGUUGACACAAACAAACAAAGGCCUGCCCCAAAAACAGGGCAGGGAAAAACAAGGCUGAAGAAACUCCUGGUGCCAGUUAUAUAAUGUGCAUGCCAGUUAAGCAUAAAUACUAGUUACCUGGAUGUAACUCCAGUUCUGAGUAAAUGCGUAGCCCUCUAGCCGACUGUCACAGAGAGAGGAGGACA